Argiope bruennichi is the source of this 22418-nucleotide messenger RNA. RefSeq lists its product as uncharacterized. Bases 12 to 22418 code for a protein of 7468 amino acids. The record is from RefSeq and is a predicted model, not a curated record. Lineage: Eukaryota; Metazoa; Arthropoda; Arachnida; Araneae; Araneidae. The transcript is spliced from 2 exons.
GGUUCAAAACCAUGAAUUGGUUGACUACGCUUGGUUUCGCAGUCCUACUGCUCUCUCUGCAGUGCAAUGGCGUACAAAGCAGGAAACACUCCAGCAAUCUUUCUCGGAGUCCUUGGGCAGAUUCGGCCAAAGCAAAAGCUUUCAUGGAUUGUCUAAUUAAAAAGAUAGAACAGUCUGAUGUUUUACCUCAAAAAGAAAAAGAAGAUAUGGAAAUGCUUGUGCAGUCCUUGAUGUCAGCGUUAUCUGGACAUAAAGGUAAUAAUUCGGAAGCUACACUUAAAGCAAUGAACAUGGCAUUUGCAUCCGCACUUGCCGAAUUAGUAGUUGCAGAAGAUGCAGACGAUCCGGAUAGUAUUGCUACGAAAACAGAAGCACUUUCAAAAGCUCUUCAGCAAUGUUUCAAGAAGACCAUGCACAAGGUCAACAGAAAAUUCAUUGCAGAAAUAAAAGAUUUAAUCCAGAUGUUUGUCAAAGAAGCUGCGGAAGACAUGAAUGACACAGAUGAAGAUAAUGAAUUUCAAGAAGAUUAUACCUCUAAUAUGGAAUUCCAAACAAGUGAUUUAGCAGCCAAAGACACAUUUAUAACAAAUUACCAGACAGACCAAGGAUAUGCUACAGACCAAUAUCCAACAGAAGGGCAAUUUGGACCGUCUGACACUUCGUCUGGCGCAGGGCUGACACCAGAUCGAUUAACGAAUACUCUGAGUAGAUCAAGAGUGCUCGUUAGCGUCUUCGGUGGAUUGAGAUCGCCUUAUCAAGUCAGAGACGUUCUGAAAGAGGCAGUGAAAGGAAUUCUGACUGAUUUGCUGCGUGUGGACGUCAAUUCUGCAUCCCGCUUGGCAGAUGUCUCGACAUCUUUUGCCGUGAGGUUGCCCAUCGGUUCUUCGCCUGGUGAUUAUGUAAGACCACUUGUGCAACAGUUGUAUCCCAGACUUCAGUCCUUUUUCGCCAAGCCGGGUGCUUCCAAUCUCUUCUUCAAACUUUUGCUCACGGGUCUCACAAAUAAAGCCUCACAGUACGGUGUAGUGAUUCCUAAAGAUGCUGCGGACAAUGACAUUGUAUCGCUCAGCGCGAACCUAGGCUCGAUUCCUUCUGUCCCAACAUCAGUUGGCGCUGACAUAUCUCUUGGAGACACAGCAGGGCAAUAUCCCGAAGGAGGACAAUUCGGACCGGCGGACUCCCCGUCUGACUCAACGUCUGGCGCAGGACUGACACCAGAUCGAUUAACGGAUGCGCUGAGCGGAUCAAGAGUGAUCGUAAGCGUCUUAGGUGGACUGAGAUCCCCUUAUCAAGUCAGAGACGUUCUGAAAGAGGCAGUGAAAGGAAUUCUGACUGAUUUGCUCCGUGUGGACGUCAAUUCUGCAUCCCGCCUGGCCGAUAUCUCGACCUCUUUUGCCGUGAGGUUGCCCAUCGGUUCUUCGUCUGGCGAGUAUGUAAGACCACUUGUGCAGCAGUUGUAUCCCAGACUUCAGUCCUUCUUUGCCAAGCCGGGUUCUUCCAAUCUCUUCUUCAAACUUUUGCUCACGGGUAUCACAAACAAAGCCGCACAAUACGGUGUAAUGAUUCCUAAAGAUGCUGCGGACAAUGACAUUGUAUCGCUCAGCGCGAACCUAGGCUCGAUUCCUUCUGUCCCAACAUCAGUUGGCGCUGACAUAUCUCUUGGAGACUCAGGAGGGCAAUAUCCCGAUGGAGGACAAUUCGGACCGGCCGGCUCCCCGUCUGACUCAUCGUCUGGCGCAGGGCUGACACCAGAUCGAUUAACGGAUGCUCUGAGCGGAUCAAGAGUGCUCGUUAGCGUCUUCGGUGGAUUGAGAUCUCCUAAUCAAGUCAGAGACGUUCUGAAAGAGGCAGUGAAAGGAAUUCUGACUGAUUUGCUCCGUGUGGACGUCAAUUCUGCAUCCCGCCUGGCCGAUAUCUCGACCUCUUUUGCCGUGAGGUUGCCCAUCGGUUCUUCGUCUGGCGAGUAUGUAAGACCACUUGUGCAGCAGUUGUAUCCCAGACUUCAGUCCUUCUUCGCCAAGCCGGGUGCUUCCAAUCUCUUCUUCAAACUUUUGCUCACGGGUAUCACAAACAAAGCCGCACAAUACGGUGUAAUGAUUCCUAAAGAUGCUGCGGACAAUGACAUUGUAUCGCUCAGCGCGAACCUAGGCUCGAUUCCUUCUGUCCCAACAUCAGUUGGCGCUGACAUAUCUCUUGGAGACUCAGGAGGGCAAUAUCCCGAUGGAGGACAAUUCGGACCGGCCGGCUCCCCGUCUGACUCAUCGUCUGGCGCAGGGCUGACACCAGAUCGAUUAACGGAUGCUCUGAGCGGAUCAAGAGUGCUCGUUAGCGUCUUCGGUGGAUUGAGAUCUCCUAAUCAAGUCAGAGACGUUCUGAAAGAGGCAGUGAAAGGAAUUCUGACUGAUUUGCUCCGUGUGGACGUCAAUUCUGCAUCCCGCCUGGCCGAUAUCUCGACCUCUUUUGCCGUGAGGUUGCCCAUCGGUUCUUCGUCUGGCGAGUAUGUAAGACCACUUGUGCAGCAGUUGUAUCCCAGACUUCAGUCCUUCUUCGCCAAGCCGGGUGCUUCCAAUCUCUUCUUCAAACUUUUGCUCACGGGUAUCACAAACAAAGCCGCACAAUACGGUGUAAUGAUUCCUAAAGAUGCAGCGGACAAUGACAUUGUAUCGCUCAGCGCGAACCUAGGCUCGAUUCCUUCUGUCCCAACAUCAGUUGGCGCUGACAUAUCUCUUGGAGACUCAGGAGGGCAAUAUCCCGAUGGAGGACAAUUCGGACCGGCCGGCUCCCCGUCUGACUCAUCGUCUGGCGCAGGGCUGACACCAGAUCGAUUAACGGAUGCUCUGAGCGGAUCAAGAGUGCUCGUUAGCGUCUUCGGUGGAUUGAGAUCUCCUAAUCAAGUCAGAGACGUUCUGAAAGAGGCAGUGAAAGGAAUUCUGACUGAUUUGCUCCGUGUGGACGUCAAUUCUGCAUCCCGCCUGGCCGAUAUCUCGACCUCUUUUGCCGUGAGGUUGCCCAUCGGUUCUUCGUCUGGCGAGUAUGUAAGACCACUUGUGCAGCAGUUGUAUCCCAGACUUCAGUCCUUCUUCGCCAAGCCGGGUGCUUCCAAUCUCUUCUUCAAACUUUUGCUCACGGGUAUCACAAACAAAGCCGCACAAUACGGUGUAAUGAUUCCUAAAGAUGCAGCGGACAAUGACAUUGUAUCGCUCAGCGCGAACCUAGGCUCGAUUCCUUCUGUCCCAACAUCAGUUGGCGCUGACAUAUCUCUUGGAGACUCAGGAGGGCAAUAUCCCGAUGGAGGACAAUUCGGACCGGCCGGCUCCCCGUCUGACUCAUCGUCUGGCGCAGGGCUGACACCAGAUCGAUUAACGGAUGCUCUGAGCGGAUCAAGAGUGCUCGUUAGCGUCUUCGGUGGAUUGAGAUCUCCUAAUCAAGUCAGAGACGUUCUGAAAGAGGCAGUGAAAGGAAUUCUGACUGAUUUGCUCCGUGUGGACGUCAAUUCUGCAUCCCGCCUGGCCGAUAUCUCGACCUCUUUUGCCGUGAGGUUGCCCAUCGGUUCUUCGUCUGGCGAGUAUGUAAGACCACUUGUGCAGCAGUUGUAUCCCAGACUUCAGUCCUUCUUCGCCAAGCCGGGUGCUUCCAAUCUCUUCUUCAAACUUUUGCUCACGGGUAUCACAAACAAAGCCGCACAAUACGGUGUAAUGAUUCCUAAAGAUGCUGCGGACAAUGACAUUGUAUCGCUCAGCGCGAACCUAGGCUCGAUUCCUUCUGUCCCAACAUCAGUUGGCGCUGACAUAUCUCUUGGAGACUCAGGAGGGCAAUAUCCCGAUGGAGGACAAUUCGGACCGGCCGGCUCCCCGUCUGACUCAUCGUCUGGCGCAGGGCUGACACCAGAUCGAUUAACGGAUGCUCUGAGCGGAUCAAGAGUGCUCGUUAGCGUCUUCGGUGGAUUGAGAUCUCCUAAUCAAGUCAGAGACGUUCUGAAAGAGGCAGUGAAAGGAAUUCUGACUGAUUUGCUCCGUGUGGACGUCAAUUCUGCAUCCCGCCUGGCCGAUAUCUCGACCUCUUUUGCCGUGAGGUUGCCCAUCGGUUCUUCGUCUGGCGAGUAUGUAAGACCACUUGUGCAGCAGUUGUAUCCCAGACUUCAGUCCUUCUUCGCCAAGCCGGGUGCUUCCAAUCUCUUCUUCAAACUUUUGCUCACGGGUAUCACAAACAAAGCCGCACAAUACGGUGUAAUGAUUCCUAAAGAUGCUGCGGACAAUGACAUUGUAUCGCUCAGCGCGAACCUAGGCUCGAUUCCUUCUGUCCCAACAUCAGUUGGCGCUGACAUAUCUCUUGGAGACUCAGGAGGGCAAUAUCCCGAUGGAGGACAAUUCGGACCGGCCGGCUCCCCGUCUGACUCAUCGUCUGGCGCAGGGCUGACACCAGAUCGAUUAACGGAUGCUCUGAGCGGAUCAAGAGUGCUCGUUAGCGUCUUCGGUGGAUUGAGAUCUCCUAAUCAAGUCAGAGACGUUCUGAAAGAGGCAGUGAAAGGAAUUCUGACUGAUUUGCUCCGUGUGGACGUCAAUUCUGCAUCCCGCCUGGCCGAUAUCUCGACCUCUUUUGCCGUGAGGUUGCCCAUCGGUUCUUCGUCUGGCGAGUAUGUAAGACCACUUGUGCAGCAGUUGUAUCCCAGACUUCAGUCCUUCUUCGCCAAGCCGGGUGCUUCCAAUCUCUUCUUCAAACUUUUGCUCACGGGUAUCACAAACAAAGCCGCACAAUACGGUGUAAUGAUUCCUAAAGAUGCUGCGGACAAUGACAUUGUAUCGCUCAGCGCGAACCUAGGCUCGAUUCCUUCUGUCCCAACAUCAGUUGGCACUGACAUAUCUCUUGGAGACUCAGGAGGGCAAUAUCCCGAUGGAGGACAAUUCGGACCGGCCGGCUCCCCGUCUGACUCAUCGUCUGGCGCAGGGCUGACACCAGAUCGAUUAACGGAUGCUCUGAGCGGAUCAAGAGUGCUCGUUAGCGUCUUCGGUGGAUUGAGAUCUCCUAAUCAAGUCAGAGACGUUCUGAAAGAGGCAGUGAAAGGAAUUCUGACUGAUUUGCUCCGUGUGGACGUCAAUUCUGCAUCCCGCCUGGCCGAUAUCUCGACCUCUUUUGCCGUGAGGUUGCCCAUCGGUUCUUCGUCUGGCGAGUAUGUAAGACCACUUGUGCAGCAGUUGUAUCCCAGACUUCAGUCCUUCUUCGCCAAGCCGGGUGCUUCCAAUCUCUUCUUCAAACUUUUGCUCACGGGUAUCACAAACAAAGCCGCACAAUACGGUGUAAUGAUUCCUAAAGAUGCUGUGGACAAUGACAUUGUAUCGCUCAGCGCGAACCUAGGCUCGAUUCCUUCUGUCCCAACAUCAGUUGGCGCUGACAUAUCUCUUGGAGACUCAGGAGGGCAAUAUCCCGAUGGAGGGCAAUUCGGACCGGCCGGCUCCCCGUCUGACUCAUCGUCUGGCGCAGGGCUGACACCAGAUCGAUUAACGGAUGCUCUGAGCGGAUCAAGAGUGCUCGUUAGCGUCUUCGGUGGAUUGAGAUCUCCUAAUCAAGUCAGAGACGUUCUGAAAGAGGCAGUGAAAGGAAUUCUGACUGAUUUGCUCCGUGUGGACGUCAAUUCUGCAUCCCGCCUGGCCGAUAUCUCGACCUCUUUUGCCGUGAGGUUGCCCAUCGGUUCUUCGUCUGGCGAGUAUGUAAGACCACUUGUGCAGCAGUUGUAUCCCAGACUUCAGUCCUUCUUCGCCAAGCCGGGUGCUUCCAAUCUCUUCUUCAAUCUUUUGCUCACGGGUAUCACAAACAAAGCCGCACAAUACGGUGUAAUGAUUCCUAAAGAUGCUGCGGACAAUGACAUUGUAUCGCUCAGCGCGAACCUAGGCUCGAUUCCUUCUGUCCCAACAUCAGUUGGCGCUGACAUAUCUCUUGGAGACUCAGGAGGGCAAUAUCCCGAUGGAGGGCAAUUCGGACCGGCCGGCUCCCCGUCUGACUCAUCGUCUGGCGCAGGGCUGACACCAGAUCGAUUAACGGAUGCUCUGAGCGGAUCAAGAGUGCUCGUUAGCGUCUUCGGUGGAUUGAGAUCUCCUAAUCAAGUCAGAGACGUUCUGAAAGAGGCAGUGAAAGGAAUUCUGACUGAUUUGCUCCGUGUGGACGUCAAUUCUGCAUCCCGCCUGGCCGAUAUCUCGACCUCUUUUGCCGUGAGGUUGCCCAUCGGUUCUUCGUCUGGCGAGUAUGUAAGACCACUUGUGCAGCAGUUGUAUCCCAGACUUCAGUCCUUCUUCGCCAAGCCGGGUGCUUCCAAUCUCUUCUUCAAACUUUUGCUCACGGGUAUCACAAACAAAGCCGCACAAUACGGUGUAAUGAUUCCUAAAGAUGCUGCGGACAAUGACAUUGUAUCGCUCAGCGCGAACCUAGGCUCGAUUCCUUCUGUCCCAACAUCAGUUGGCGCUGACAUAUCUCUUGGAGACUCAGGAGGGCAAUAUCCCGAUGGAGGACAAUUCGGACCGGCCGGCUCCCCGUCUGACUCAUCGUCUGGCGCAGGGCUGACACCAGAUCGAUUAACGGAUGCUCUGAGCGGAUCAAGAGUGCUCGUUAGCGUCUUCGGUGGAUUGAGAUCUCCUAAUCAAGUCAGAGACGUUCUGAAAGAGGCAGUGAAAGGAAUUCUGACUGAUUUGCUCCGUGUGGACGUCAAUUCUGCAUCCCGCCUGGCCGAUAUCUCGACCUCUUUUGCCGUGAGGUUGCCCAUCGGUUCUUCGUCUGGCGAGUAUGUAAGACCACUUGUGCAGCAGUUGUAUCCCAGACUUCAGUCCUUCUUCGCCAAGCCGGGUGCUUCCAAUCUCUUCUUCAAACUUUUGCUCACGGGUAUCACAAACAAAGCCGCACAAUACGGUGUAAUGAUUCCUAAAGAUGCUGCGGACAAUGACAUUGUAUCGCUCAGCGCGAACCUAGGCUCGAUUCCUUCUGUCCCAACAUCAGUUGGCGCUGACAUAUCUCUUGGAGACUCAGGAGGGCAAUAUCCCGAUGGAGGACAAUUCGGACCGGCCGGCUCCCCGUCUGACUCAUCGUCUGGCGCAGGGCUGACACCAGAUCGAUUAACGGAUGCUCUGAGCGGAUCAAGAGUGCUCGUUAGCGUCUUCGGUGGAUUGAGAUCUCCUAAUCAAGUCAGAGACGUUCUGAAAGAGGCAGUGAAAGGAAUUCUGACUGAUUUGCUCCGUGUGGACGUCAAUUCUGCAUCCCGCCUGGCCGAUAUCUCGACCUCUUUUGCUGUGAGGUUGCCCAUCGGUUCUUCGUCUGGCGAGUAUGUAAGACCACUUGUGCAGCAGUUGUAUCCCAGACUUCAGUCCUUCUUCGCCAAGCCGGGUGCUUCCAAUCUCUUCUUCAAACUUUUGCUCACGGGUAUCACAAACAAAGCCGCACAAUACGGUGUAAUGAUUCCUAAAGAUGCUGCGGACAAUGACAUUGUAUCGCUCAGCGCGAACCUAGGCUCGAUUCCUUCUGUCCCAACAUCAGUUGGCGCUGACAUAUCUCUUGGAGACUCAGGAGGGCAAUAUCCCGAUGGAGGACAAUUCGGACCGGCCGGCUCCCCGUCUGACUCAUCGUCUGGCGCAGGGCUGACACCAGAUCGAUUAACGGAUGCUCUGAGCGGAUCAAGAGUGCUCGUUAGCGUCUUCGGUGGAUUGAGAUCUCCUAAUCAAGUCAGAGACGUUCUGAAAGAGGCAGUGAAAGGAAUUCUGACUGAUUUGCUCCGUGUGGACGUCAAUUCUGCAUCCCGCCUGGCCGAUAUCUCGACCUCUUUUGCCGUGAGGUUGCCCAUCGGUUCUUCGUCUGGCGAGUAUGUAAGACCACUUGUGCAGCAGUUGUAUCCCAGACUUCAGUCCUUCUUCGCCAAGCCGGGUGCUUCCAAUCUCUUCUUCAAACUUUUGCUCACGGGUAUCACAAACAAAGCCGCACAAUACGGUGUAAUGAUUCCUAAAGAUGCUGCGGACAAUGACAUUGUAUCGCUCAGCGCGAACCUAGGCUCGAUUCCUUCUGUCCCAACAUCAGUUGGCGCUGACAUAUCUCUUGGAGACUCAGGAGGGCAAUAUCCCGAUGGAGGACAAUUCGGACCGGCCGGCUCCCCGUCUGACUCAUCGUCUGGCGCAGGGCUGACACCAGAUCGAUUAACGGAUGCUCUGAGCGGAUCAAGAGUGCUCGUUAGCGUCUUCGGUGGAUUGAGAUCUCCUAAUCAAGUCAGAGACGUUCUGAAAGAGGCAGUGAAAGGAAUUCUGACUGAUUUGCUCCGUGUGGACGUCAAUUCUGCAUCCCGCCUGGCCGAUAUCUCGACCUCUUUUGCCGUGAGGUUGCCCAUCGGUUCUUCGUCUGGCGAGUAUGUAAGACCACUUGUGCAGCAGUUGUAUCCCAGACUUCAGUCCUUCUUCGCCAAGCCGGGUGCUUCCAAUCUCUUCUUCAAACUUUUGCUAACGGGUAUCACAAACAAAGCCGCACAAUACGGUGUAAUGAUUCCUAAAGAUGCUGCGGACAAUGACAUUGUAUCGCUCAGCGCGAACCUAGGCUCGAUUCCUUCUGUCCCAACAUCAGUUGGCACUGACAUAUCUCUUGGAGACUCAGGAGGGCAAUAUCCCGAUGGAGGACAAUUCGGACCGGCCGGCUCCCCGUCUGACUCAUCGUCUGGCGCAGGGCUGACACCAGAUCGAUUAACGGAUGCUCUGAGCGGAUCAAGAGUGCUCGUUAGCGUCUUCGGUGGAUUGAGAUCUCCUAAUCAAGUCAGAGACGUUCUGAAAGAGGCAGUGAAAGGAAUUCUGACUGAUUUGCUCCGUGUGGACGUCAAUUCUGCAUCCCGCCUGGCCGAUAUCUCGACCUCUUUUGCCGUGAGGUUGCCCAUCGGUUCUUCGUCUGGCGAGUAUGUAAGACCACUUGUGCAGCAGUUGUAUCCCAGACUUCAGUCCUUCUUCGCCAAGCCGGGUGCUUCCAAUCUCUUCUUCAAACUUUUGCUCACGGGUAUCACAAACAAAGCCGCACAAUACGGUGUAAUGAUUCCUAAAGAUGCUGCGGACAAUGACAUUGUAUCGCUCAGCGCGAACCUAGGCUCGAUUCCUUCUGUCCCAACAUCAGUUGGCGCUGACAUAUCUCUUGGAGACUCAGGAGGGCAAUAUCCCGAUGGAGGACAAUUCGGACCGGCCGGCUCCCCGUCUGUCUCAUCGUCUGGCGCAGGGCUGACACCAGAUCGAUUAACGGAUGCUCUGAGCGGAUCAAGAGUGCUCGUUAGCGUCUUCGGUGGAUUGAGAUCUCCUAAUCAAGUCAGAGACGUUCUGAAAGAGGCAGUGAAAGGAAUUCUGACUGAUUUGCUCCGUGUGGACGUCAAUUCUGCAUCCCGCCUGGCCGAUAUCUCGACCUCUUUUGCCGUGAGGUUGCCCAUCGGUUCUUCGUCUGGCGAGUAUGUAAGACCACUUGUGCAGCAGUUGUAUCCCAGACUUCAGUCCUUCUUCGCCAAGCCGGGUGCUUCCAAUCUCUUCUUCAAACUUUUGCUCACGGGUAUCACAAACAAAGCCGCACAAUACGGUGUAAUGAUUCCUAAAGAUGCUGCGGACAAUGACAUUGUAUCGCUCAGCGCGAACCUAGGCUCGAUUCCUUCUGUCCCAACAUCAGUUGGCGCUGACAUAUCUCUUGGAGACUCAGGAGGGCAAUAUCCCGAUGGAGGGCAAUUCGGACCGGCCGGCUCCCCGUCUGACUCAUCGUCUGGCGCAGGGCUGACACCAGAUCGAUUAACGGAUGCUCUGAGCGGAUCAAGAGUGCUCGUUAGCGUCUUCGGUGGAUUGAGAUCUCCUAAUCAAGUCAGAGACGUUCUGAAAGAGGCAGUGAAAGGAAUUCUGACUGAUUUGCUCCGUGUGGACGUCAAUUCUGCAUCCCGCCUGGCCGAUAUCUCGACCUCUUUUGCCGUGAGGUUGCCCAUCGGUUCUUCGUCUGGCGAGUAUGUAAGACCACUUGUGCAGCAGCUGUAUCCCAGACUUCAGUCCUUCUUCGCCAAGCCGGGUGCUUCCAAUCUCUUCUUCAAACUUUUGCUCACGGGUAUCACAAACAAAGCCGCACAAUACGGUGUAAUGAUUCCUAAAGAUGCUGCGGACAAUGACAUUGUAUCGCUCAGCGCGAACCUAGGCUCGAUUCCUUCUGUCCCAACAUCAGUUGGCGCUGACAUAUCUCUUGGAGACUCAGGAGGGCAAUAUCCCGAUGGAGGACAAUUCGGACCGGCCGGCUCCCCGUCUGACUCAUCGUCUGGCGCAGGGCUGACACCAGAUCGAUUAACGGAUGCUCUGAGCGGAUCAAGAGUGCUCGUUAGCGUCUUCGGUGGAUUGAGAUCUCCUAAUCAAGUCAGAGACGUUCUGAAAGAGGCAGUGAAAGGAAUUCUGACUGAUUUGCUCCGUGUGGACGUCAAUUCUGCAUCCCGCCUGGCCGAUAUCUCGACCUCUUUUGCCGUGAGGUUGCCCAUCGGUUCUUCGUCUGGCGAGUAUGUAAGACCACUUGUGCAGCAGUUGUAUCCCAGACUUCAGUCCUUCUUCGCCAAGCCGGGUGCUUCCAAUCUCUUCUUCAAACUUUUGCUCACGGGUAUCACAAACAAAGCCGCACAAUACGGUGUAAUGAUUCCUAAAGAUGCUGCGGACAAUGACAUUGUAUCGCUCAGCGCGAACCUAGGCUCGAUUCCUUCUGUCCCAACAUCAGUUGGCGCUGACAUAUCUCUUGGAGACACAGGAGGGCAAUAUCCCGAUGGAGGACAAUUCGGACCGGCCGGCUCCCCGUCUGACUCAUCGUCUGGCGCAGGGCUGACACCAGAUCGAUUAACGGAUGCUCUGAGCGGAUCAAGAGUGCUCGUUAGCGUCUUCGGUGGAUUGAGAUCUCCUAAUCAAGUCAGAGACGUUCUGAAAGAGGCAGUGAAAGGAAUUCUGACUGAUUUGCUCCGUGUGGACGUCAAUUCUGCAUCCCGCCUGGCCGAUAUCUCGACCUCUUUUGCCGUGAGGUUGCCCAUCGGUUCUUCGUCUGGCGAGUAUGUAAGACCACUUGUGCAGCAGUUGUAUCCCAGACUUCAGUCCUUCUUCGCCAAGCCGGGUGCUUCCAAUCUCUUCUUCAAACUUUUGCUCACGGGUAUCACAAACAAAGCCGCACAAUACGGUGUAAUGAUUCCUAAAGAUGCUGCGGACAAUGACAUUGUAUCGCUCAGCGCGAACCUAGGCUCGAUUCCUUCUGUCCCAACAUCAGUUGGCGCUGACAUAUCUCUUGGAGACUCAGGAGGGCAAUAUCCCGAUGGAGGACAAUUCGGACCGGCCGGUUCCCCGUCUGACUCAUCGUCUGGCGCAGGGCUGACACCAGAUCGAUUAACGGAUGCUCUGAGCGGAUCAAGAGUGCUCGUUAGCGUCUUCGGUGGAUUGAGAUCUCCUAAUCAAGUCAGAGACGUUCUGAAAGAGGCAGUGAAAGGAAUUCUGACUGAUUUGCUCCGUGUGGACGUCAAUUCUGCAUCCCGCCUGGCCGAUAUCUCGACCUCUUUUGCCGUGAGGUUGCCCAUCGGUUCUUCCUCUGGCGAGUAUGUAAGACCACUUGUGCAGCAGUUGUAUCCCAGACUUCAGUCCUUCUUCGCCAAGCCGGGUGCUUCCAAUCUCUUCUUCAAACUUUUGCUCACGGGUAUCACAAACAAAGCCGCACAAUACGGUGUAAUGAUUCCUAAAGAUGCUGCGGACAAUGACAUUGUAUCGCUCAGCGCGAACCUAGGCUCGAUUCCUUCUGUCCCAACAUCAGUUGGCGCUGACAUAUCUCUUGGAGACUCAGGAGGGCAAUAUCCCGAUGGAGGACAAUUCGGACCGGCCGGCUCCCCGUCUGACUCAUCGUCUGGCGCAGGGCUGACACCAGAUCGAUUAACGGAUGCUCUGAGCGGAUCAAGAGUGCUCGUUAGCGUCUUCGGUGGAUUGAGAUCUCCUAAUCAAGUCAGAGACGUUCUGAAAGAGGCAGUGAAAGGAAUUCUGACUGAUUUGCUCCGUGUGGACGUCAAUUCUGCAUCCCGCCUGGCCGAUAUCUCGACCUCUUUUGCCGUGAGGUUGCCCAUCGGUUCUUCGUCUGGCGAGUAUGUAAGACCACUUGUGCAGCAGUUGUAUCCCAGACUUCAGUCCUUCUUCGCCAAGCCGGGUGCUUCCAAUCUCUUCUUCAAACUUUUGCUCACGGGUAUCACAAACAAAGCCGCACAAUACGGUGUAAUGAUUCCUAAAGAUGCUGCGGACAAUGACAUUGUAUCGCUCAGCGCGAACCUAGGCUCGAUUCCUUCUGUCCCAACAUCAGUUGGCGCUGACAUAUCUCUUGGAGACACAGGAGGGCAAUAUCCCGAUGGAGGACAAUUCGGACCGGCCGGCUCCCCGUCUGACUCAUCGUCUGGCGCAGGGCUGACACCAGAUCGAUUAACGGAUGCUCUGAGCGGAUCAAGAGUGCUCGUUAGCGUCUUCGGUGGAUUGAGAUCUCCUAAUCAAGUCAGAGACGUUCUGAAAGAGGCAGUGAAAGGAAUUCUGACUGAUUUGCUCCGUGUGGACGUCAAUUCUGCAUCCCGCCUGGCCGAUAUCUCGACCUCUUUUGCCGUGAGGUUGCCCAUCGGUUCUUCGUCUGGCGAGUAUGUAAGACCACUUGUGCAGCAGUUGUAUCCCAGACUUCAGUCCUUCUUCGCCAAGCCGGGUGCUUCCAAUCUCUUCUUCAAACUUUUGCUCACGGGUAUCACAAACAAAGCCGCACAAUACGGUGUAAUGAUUCCUAAAGAUGCUGCGGACAAUGACAUUGUAUCGCUCAGCGCGAACCUAGGCUCGAUUCCUUCUGUCCCAACAUCAGUUGGCGCUGACAUAUCUCUUGGAGACUCAGGAGGGCAAUAUCCCGAUGGAGGACAAUUCGGACCGGCCGGCUCCCCGUCUGACUCAUCGUCUGGCGCAGGGCUGACACCAGAUCGAUUAACGGAUGCUCUGAGCGGAUCAAGAGUGCUCGUUAGCGUCUUCGGUGGAUUGAGAUCUCCUAAUCAAGUCAGAGACGUUCUGAAAGAGGCAGUGAAAGGAAUUCUGACUGAUUUGCUCCGUGUGGACGUCAAUUCUGCAUCCCGCCUGGCCGAUAUCUCGACCUCUUUUGCCGUGAGGUUGCCCAUCGGUUCUUCCUCUGGCGAGUAUGUAAGACCACUUGUGCAGCAGUUGUAUCCCAGACUUCAGUCCUUCUUCGCCAAGCCGGGUGCUUCCAAUCUCUUCUUCAAACUUUUGCUCACGGGUAUCACAAACAAAGCCGCACAAUACGGUGUAAUGAUUCCUAAAGAUGCUGCGGACAAUGACAUUGUAUCGCUCAGCGCGAACCUAGGCUCGAUUCCUUCUGUCCCAACAUCAGUUGGCGCUGACAUAUCUCUUGGAGACUCAGGAGGGCAAUAUCCCGAUGGAGGACAAUUCGGACCGGCCGGCUCCCCGUCUGACUCAUCGUCUGGCGCAGGGCUGACACCAGAUCGAUUAACGGAUGCUCUGAGCGGAUCAAGAGUGCUCGUUAGCGUCUUCGGUGGAUUGAGAUCUCCUAAUCAAGUCAGAGACGUUCUGAAAGAGGCAGUGAAAGGAAUUCUGACUGAUUUGCUCCGUGUGGACGUCAAUUCUGCAUCCCGCCUGGCCGAUAUCUCGACCUCUUUUGCCGUGAGGUUGCCCAUCGGUUCUUCCUCUGGCGAGUAUGUAAGACCACUUGUGCAGCAGUUGUAUCCCAGACUUCAGUCCUUCUUCGCCAAGCCGGGUGCUUCCAAUCUCUUCUUCAAACUUUUGCUCACGGGUAUCACAAACAAAGCCGCACAAUACGGUGUAAUGAUUCCUAAAGAUGCUGCGGACAAUGACAUUGUAUCGAUCAGCGCGAACCUAGGCUCGAUUCCUUCUGUCCCAACAUCAGUUGGCGCUGACAUAUCUCUUGGAGACUCAGGAGGGCAAUAUCCCGAUGGAGGACAAUUCGGACCGGCCGGCUCCCCGUCUGACUCAUCGUCUGGCGCAGGGCUGACACCAGAUCGAUUAACGGAUGCUCUGAGCGGAUCAAGAGUGCUCGUUAGCGUCUUCGGUGGAUUGAGAUCUCCUAAUCAAGUCAGAGACGUUCUGAAAGAGGCAGUGAAAGGAAUUCUGACUGAUUUGCUCCGUGUGGACGUCAAUUCUGCAUCCCGCCUGGCCGAUAUCUCGACCUCUUUUGCCGUGAGGUUGCCCAUCGGUUCUUCCUCUGGCGAGUAUGUAAGACCACUUGUGCAGCAGUUGUAUCCCAGACUUCAGUCCUUCUUCGCCAAGCCGGGUGCUUCCAAUCUCUUCUUCAAACUUUUGCUCACGGGUAUCACAAACAAAGCCGCACAAUACGGUGUAAUGAUUCCUAAAGAUGCUGCGGACAAUGACAUUGUAUCGCUCAGCGCGAACCUAGGCUCGAUUCCUUCUGUCCCAACAUCAGUUGGCGCUGACAUAUCUCUUGGAGACUCAGGAGGGCAAUAUCCCGAUGGAGGACAAUUCGGACCGGCCGGCUCCCCGUCUGACUCAUCGUCUGGCGCAGGGCUGACACCAGAUCGAUUAACGGAUGCUCUGAGCGGAUCAAGAGUGCUCGUUAGCGUCUUCGGUGGAUUGAGAUCUCCUAAUCAAGUCAGAGACGUUCUGAAAGAGGCAGUGAAAGGAAUUCUGACUGAUUUGCUCCGUGUGGACGUCAAUUCUGCAUCCCGCCUGGCCGAUAUCUCGACCUCUUUUGCCGUGAGGUUGCCCAUCGGUUCUUCCUCUGGCGAGUAUGUAAGACCACUUGUGCAGCAGUUGUAUCCCAGACUUCAGUCCUUCUUCGCCAAGCCGGGUGCUUCCAAUCUCUUCUUCAAACUUUUGCUCACGGGUAUCACAAACAAAGCCGCACAAUACGGUGUAAUGAUUCCUAAAGAUGCUGCGGACAAUGACAUUGUAUCGAUCAGCGCGAACCUAGGCUCGAUUCCUUCUGUCCCAACAUCAGUUGGCGCUGACAUAUCUCUUGGAGACUCAGGAGGGCAAUAUCCCGAUGGAGGACAAUUCGGACCGGCCGGCUCCCCGUCUGACUCAUCGUCUGGCGCAGGGCUGACACCAGAUCGAUUAACGGAUGCUCUGAGCGGAUCAAGAGUGCUCGUUAGCGUCUUCGGUGGAUUGAGAUCUCCUAAUCAAGUCAGAGACGUUCUGAAAGAGGCAGUGAAAGGAAUUCUGACUGAUUUGCUCCGUGUGGACGUCAAUUCUGCAUCCCGCCUGGCCGAUAUCUCGACCUCUUUUGCCGUGAGGUUGCCCAUCGGUUCUUCCUCUGGCGAGUAUGUAAGACCACUUGUGCAGCAGUUGUAUCCCAGACUUCAGUCCUUCUUCGCCAAGCCGGGUGCUUCCAAUCUCUUCUUCAAACUUUUGCUCACGGGUAUCACAAACAAAGCCGCACAAUACGGUGUAAUGAUUCCUAAAGAUGCUGCGGACAAUGACAUUGUAUCGAUCAGCGCGAACCUAGGCUCGAUUCCUUCUGUCCCAACAUCAGUUGGCGCUGACAUAUCUCUUGGAGACUCAGGAGGGCAAUAUCCCGAUGGAGGACAAUUCGGACCGGCCGGCUCCCCGUCUGACUCAUCGUCUGGCGCAGGGCUGACACCAGAUCGAUUAACGGAUGCUCUGAGCGGAUCAAGAGUGCUCGUUAGCGUCUUCGGUGGAUUGAGAUCUCCUAAUCAAGUCAGAGACGUUCUGAAAGAGGCAGUGAAAGGAAUUCUGACUGAUUUGCUCCGUGUGGACGUCAAUUCUGCAUCCCGCCUGGCCGAUAUCUCGACCUCUUUUGCCGUGAGGUUGCCCAUCGGUUCUUCGUCUGGCGAGUAUGUAAGACCACUUGUGCAGCAGUUGUAUCCCAGACUUCAGUCCUUCUUCGCCAAGCCGGGUGCUUCCAAUCUCUUCUUCAAACUUUUGCUCACGGGUAUCACAAACAAAGCCGCACAAUACGGUGUAAUGAUUCCUAAAGAUGCUGCGGACAAUGACAUUGUAUCGCUCAGCGCGAACCUAGGCUCGAUUCCUUCUGUCCCAACAUCAGUUGGCGCUGACAUAUCUCUUGGAGACUCAGGAGGGCAAUAUCCCGAUGGAGGACAAUUCGGACCGGCCGGCUCCCCGUCUGACUCAUCGUCUGGCGCAGGGCUGACACCAGAUCGAUUAACGGAUGCUCUGAGCGGAUCAAGAGUGCUCGUUAGCGUCUUCGGUGGAUUGAGAUCUCCUAAUCAAGUCAGAGACGUUCUGAAAGAGGCAGUGAAAGGAAUUCUGACUGAUUUGCUCCGUGUGGACGUCAAUUCUGCAUCCCGCCUGGCCGAUAUCUCGACCUCUUUUGCCGUGAGGUUGCCCAUCGGUUCUUCGUCUGGCGAGUAUGUAAGACCACUUGUGCAGCAGUUGUAUCCCAGACUUCAGUCCUUCUUCGCCAAGCCGGGUGCUUCCAAUCUCUUCUUCAAACUUUUGCUCACGGGUAUCACAAACAAAGCCGCACAAUACGGUGUAAUGAUUCCUAAAGAUGCUGCGGACAAUGACAUUGUAUCGCUCAGCGCGAACCUAGGCUCGAUUCCUUCUGUCCCAACAUCAGUUGGCGCUGACAUAUCUCUUGGAGACUCAGGAGGGCAAUAUCCCGAUGGAGGACAAUUCGGACCGGCCGGCUCCCCGUCUGACUCAUCGUCUGGCGCAGGGCUGACACCAGAUCGAUUAACGGAUGCUCUGAGCGGAUCAAGAGUGCUCGUUAGCGUCUUCGGUGGAUUGAGAUCUCCUAAUCAAGUCAGAGACGUUCUGAAAGAGGCAGUGAAAGGAAUUCUGACUGAUUUGCUCCGUGUGGACGUCAAUUCUGCAUCCCGCCUGGCCGAUAUCUCGACCUCUUUUGCCGUGAGGUUGCCCAUCGGUUCUUCGUCUGGCGAGUAUGUAAGACCACUUGUGCAGCAGUUGUAUCCCAGACUUCAGUCCUUCUUCGCCAAGCCGGGUGCUUCCAAUCUCUUCUUCAAACUUUUGCUCACGGGUAUCACAAACAAAGCCGCACAAUACGGUGUAAUGAUUCCUAAAGAUGCUGCGGACAAUGACAUUGUAUCGCUCAGCGCGAACCUAGGCUCGAUUCCUUCUGUCCCAACAUCAGUUGGCGCUGACAUAUCUCUUGGAGACUCAGGAGGGCAAUAUCCCGAUGGAGGACAAUUCGGACCGGCCGGCUCCCCGUCUGACUCAUCGUCUGGCGCAGGGCUGACACCAGAUCGAUUAACGGAUGCUCUGAGCGGAUCAAGAGUGCUCGUUAGCGUCUUCGGUGGAUUGAGAUCUCCUAAUCAAGUCAGAGACGUUCUGAAAGAGGCAGUGAAAGGAAUUCUGACUGAUUUGCUCCGUGUGGACGUCAAUUCUGCAUCCCGCCUGGCCGAUAUCUCGACCUCUUUUGCCGUGAGGUUGCCCAUCGGUUCUUCGUCUGGCGAGUAUGUAAGACCACUUGUGCAGCAGUUGUAUCCCAGACUUCAGUCCUUCUUCGCCAAGCCGGGUGCUUCCAAUCUCUUCUUCAAACUUUUGCUCACGGGUAUCACAAACAAAGCCGCACAAUACGGUGUAAUGAUUCCUAAAGAUGCUGCGGACAAUGACAUUGUAUCGCUCAGCGCGAACCUAGGCUCGAUUCCUUCUGUCCCAACAUCAGUUGGCGCUGACAUAUCUCUUGGAGACUCAGGAGGGCAAUAUCCCGAUGGAGGACAAUUCGGACCGGCCGGCUCCCCGUCUGACUCAUCGUCUGGCGCAGGGCUGACACCAGAUCGAUUAACGGAUGCUCUGAGCGGAUCAAGAGUGCUCGUUAGCGUCUUCGGUGGAUUGAGAUCUCCUAAUCAAGUCAGAGACGUUCUGAAAGAGGCAGUGAAAGGAAUUCUGACUGAUUUGCUCCGUGUGGACGUCAAUUCUGCAUCCCGCCUGGCCGAUAUCUCGACCUCUUUUGCCGUGAGGUUGCCCAUCGGUUCUUCGUCUGGCGAGUAUGUAAGACCACUUGUGCAGCAGUUGUAUCCCAGACUUCAGUCCUUCUUCGCCAAGCCGGGUGCUUCCAAUCUCUUCUUCAAACUUUUGCUCACGGGUAUCACAAACAAAGCCGCACAAUACGGUGUAAUGAUUCCUAAAGAUGCUGCGGACAAUGACAUUGUAUCGCUCAGCGCGAACCUAGGCUCGAUUCCUUCUGUCCCAACAUCAGUUGGCGCUGACAUAUCUCUUGGAGACUCAGGAGGGCAAUAUCCCGAUGGAGGACAAUUCGGACCGGCCGGCUCCCCGUCUGACUCAUCGUCUGGCGCAGGGCUGACACCAGAUCGAUUAACGGAUGCUCUGAGCGGAUCAAGAGUGCUCGUUAGCGUCUUCGGUGGAUUGAGAUCUCCUAAUCAAGUCAGAGACGUUCUGAAAGAGGCAGUGAAAGGAAUUCUGACUGAUUUGCUCCGUGUGGACGUCAAUUCUGCAUCCCGCCUGGCCGAUAUCUCGACCUCUUUUGCCGUGAGGUUGCCCAUCGGUUCUUCGUCUGGCGAGUAUGUAAGACCACUUGUGCAGCAGUUGUAUCCCAGACUUCAGUCCUUCUUCGCCAAGCCGGGUGCUUCCAAUCUCUUCUUCAAACUUUUGCUCACGGGUAUCACAAACAAAGCCGCACAAUACGGUGUAAUGAUUCCUAAAGAUGCUGCGGACAAUGACAUUGUAUCGCUCAGCGCGAACCUAGGCUCGAUUCCUUCUGUCCCAACAUCAGUUGGCGCUGACAUAUCUCUUGGAGACUCAGGAGGGCAAUAUCCCGAUGGAGGACAAUUCGGACCGGCCGGCUCCCCGUCUGACUCAUCGUCUGGCGCAGGGCUGACACCAGAUCGAUUAACGGAUGCUCUGAGCGGAUCAAGAGUGCUCGUUAGCGUCUUCGGUGGAUUGAGAUCUCCUAAUCAAGUCAGAGACGUUCUGAAAGAGGCAGUGAAAGGAAUUCUGACUGAUUUGCUCCGUGUGGACGUCAAUUCUGCAUCCCGCCUGGCCGAUAUCUCGACCUCUUUUGCCGUGAGGUUGCCCAUCGGUUCUUCGUCUGGCGAGUAUGUAAGACCACUUGUGCAGCAGUUGUAUCCCAGACUUCAGUCCUUCUUCGCCAAGCCGGGUGCUUCCAAUCUCUUCUUCAAACUUUUGCUCACGGGUAUCACAAACAAAGCCGCACAAUACGGUGUAAUGAUUCCUAAAGAUGCUGCGGACAAUGACAUUGUAUCGCUCAGCGCGAACCUAGGCUCGAUUCCUUCUGUCCCAACAUCAGUUGGCGCUGACAUAUCUCUUGGAGACUCAGGAGGGCAAUAUCCCGAUGGAGGACAAUUCGGACCGGCCGGCUCCCCGUCUGACUCAUCGUCUGGCGCAGGGCUGACACCAGAUCGAUUAACGGAUGCUCUGAGCGGAUCAAGAGUGCUCGUUAGCGUCUUCGGUGGAUUGAGAUCUCCUAAUCAAGUCAGAGACGUUCUGAAAGAGGCAGUGAAAGGAAUUCUGACUGAUUUGCUCCGUGUGGACGUCAAUUCUGCAUCCCGCCUGGCCGAUAUCUCGACCUCUUUUGCCGUGAGGUUGCCCAUCGGUUCUUCCUCUGGCGAGUAUGUAAGACCACUUGUGCAGCAGUUGUAUCCCAGACUUCAGUCCUUCUUCGCCAAGCCGGGUGCUUCCAAUCUCUUCUUCAAACUUUUGCUCACGGGUAUCACAAACAAAGCCGCACAAUACGGUGUAAUGAUUCCUAAAGAUGCUGCGGACAAUGACAUUGUAUCGCUCAGCGCGAACCUAGGCUCGAUUCCUUCUGUCCCAACAUCAGUUGGCGCUGACAUAUCUCUUGGAGACUCAGGAGGGCAAUAUCCCGAUGGAGGACAAUUCGGACCGGCCGGCUCCCCGUCUGACUCAUCGUCUGGCGCAGGGCUGACACCAGAUCGAUUAACGGAUGCUCUGAGCGGAUCAAGAGUGCUCGUUAGCAUCUUCGGUGGAUUGAGAUCUCCUAAUCAAGUCAGAGACGUUCUGAAAGAGGCAGUGAAAGGAAUUCUGACUGAUUUGCUCCGUGUGGACGUCAAUUCUGCAUCCCGCCUGGCCGAUAUCUCGACCUCUUUUGCCGUGAGGUUGCCCAUCGGUUCUUCGUCUGGCGAGUAUGUAAGACCACUUGUGCAGCAGUUGUAUCCCAGACUUCAGUCCUUCUUCGCCAAGCCGGGUGCUUCCAAUCUCUUCUUCAAACUUUUGCUCACGGGUAUCACAAACAAAGCCGCACAAUACGGUGUAAUGAUUCCUAAAGAUGCUGCGGACAAUGACAUUGUAUCGCUCAGCGCGAACCUAGGCUCGAUUCCUUCUGUCCCAACAUCAGUUGGCGCUGACAUAUCUCUUGGAGACACAGGAGGGCAAUAUCCCGAUGGAGGACAAUUCGGACCGGCCGGCUCCCCGUCUGACUCAUCGUCUGGCGCAGGGCUGACACCAGAUCGAUUAACGGAUGCUCUGAGCGGAUCAAGAGUGCUCGUUAGCGUCUUCGGUGGAUUGAGAUCUCCUAAUCAAGUCAGAGACGUUCUGAAAGAGGCAGUGAAAGGAAUUCUGACUGAUUUGCUCCGUGUGGACGUCAAUUCUGCAUCCCGCCUGGCCGAUAUCUCGACCUCUUUUGCCGUGAGGUUGCCCAUCGGUUCUUCGUCUGGCGAGUAUGUAAGACCACUUGUGCAGCAGUUGUAUCCCAGACUUCAGUCCUUCUUCGCCAAGCCGGGUGCUUCCAAUCUCUUCUUCAAACUUUUGCUCACGGGUAUCACAAACAAAGCCGCACAAUACGGUGUAAUGAUUCCUAAAGAUGCUGCGGACAAUGACAUUGUAUCGCUCAGCGCGAACCUAGGCUCGAUUCCUUCUGUCCCAACAUCAGUUGGCGCUGACAUAUCUCUUGGAGACUCAGGAGGGCAAUAUCCCGAUGGAGGACAAUUCGGACCGGCCGGCUCCCCGUCUGACUCAUCGUCUGGCGCAGGGCUGACACCAGAUCGAUUAACGGAUGCUCUGAGCGGAUCAAGAGUGCUCGUUAGCGUCUUCGGUGGAUUGAGAUCUCCUAAUCAAGUCAGAGACGUUCUGAAAGAGGCAGUGAAAGGAAUUCUGACUGAUUUGCUCCGUGUGGACGUCAAUUCUGCAUCCCGCCUGGCCGAUAUCUCGACCUCUUUUGCCGUGAGGUUGCCCAUCGGUUCUUCGUCUGGCGAGUAUGUAAGACCACUUGUGCAGCAGUUGUAUCCCAGACUUCAGUCCUUCUUCGCCAAGCCGGGUGCUUCCAAUCUCUUCUUCAAACUUUUGCUCACGGGUAUCACAAACAAAGCCGCACAAUACGGUGUAAUGAUUCCUAAAGAUGCUGCGGACAAUGACAUUGUAUCGCUCAGCGCGAACCUAGGCUCGAUUCCUUCUGUCCCAACAUCAGUUGGCGCUGACAUAUCUCUUGGAGACUCAGGAGGGCAAUAUCCCGAUGGAGGACAAUUCGGACCGGCCGGCUCCCCGUCUGACUCAUCGUCUGGCGCAGGGCUGACACCAGAUCGAUUAACGGAUGCUCUGAGCGGAUCAAGAGUGCUCGUUAGCGUCUUCGGUGGAUUGAGAUCUCCUAAUCAAGUCAGAGACGUUCUGAAAGAGGCAGUGAAAGGAAUUCUGACUGAUUUGCUCCGUGUGGACGUCAAUUCUGCAUCCCGCCUGGCCGAUAUCUCGACCUCUUUUGCCGUGAGGUUGCCCAUCGGUUCUUCGUCUGGCGAGUAUGUAAGACCACUUGUGCAGCAGUUGUAUCCCAGACUUCAGUCCUUCUUCGCCAAGCCGGGUGCUUCCAAUCUCUUCUUCAAACUUUUGCUCACGGGUAUCACAAACAAAGCCGCACAAUACGGUGUAAUGAUUCCUAAAGAUGCUGCGGACAAUGACAUUGUAUCGAUCAGCGCGAACCUAGGCUCGAUUCCUUCUGUCCCAACAUCAGUUGGCGCUGACAUAUCUCUUGGAGACACAGGAGGGCAAUAUAUGGAUGGAGGUCAAUACCGUGAUGGAGGACAAUUCGGAGCAUCUGGCGGACAGUACCCCGAUGGAGGAGAAGUCGGAACUUCUGGAGCUGCCGAUUUGAACAUAGCCUUUAAUGAUAUUCUGAAUUCCAAUAAUGGUUUGAAAUCUCCUCAAGCUGGUUUAAGGGUCAAAAAUUUAACAUCUGCUUUGAAACAGGCGAUCCGUGCGAAUGGCAUUGAUGCUAAUUUAAUAUCCGCUACACUGAGGGAAUCCUUCUUGAAGGUGAAAAAUUCUGGCAUGUCCUCAGAUAAAGCUACUAUUGAAAGUUUGAUGGAAUUAAUUGCUGCCUUUGUAAAUGUUCUUGGAAGUUCUAGCCCAGAUCCAACAAAAUCAACAGCAUUGGGAUCUUCUAUUCAAACUGAAAAUGGAGCUGCCCUAUUUAACAGUAUGAACUCCAACGAUUAA